UAGCCAUUGACGCGCGAGCGGCGGCUGUGUUCACGCGCAUUCUCAGUGCAAUGGGAGUCCUGUGAGGAUGGACACACGGCAAAUCCUGCGACUCCUGAUCGUUUUAUCGGGAUUGAAUGGAGCGUGUGAAGCUCUGUUCUGUAACUGCACCACACCAGAGUGUGAGAAAAAUGGGUAUAAGUGCGAGACCAACGGGGCAUGUGUAGCCUCCACCUCAGUCAUUGAAGGACAGGAGCAGCAUGUGCGGCUUUGCAUCCAGAAAGAGAAGCUGGUUCCUCCAGGCCAGCCGUUCUACUGCCUCAGCGCCGAGGGACUGAUGAACACACACUGUUGCUACUCUGAUUACUGCAACAGCAUCGACCUCAGACUACCAACCGUGACGAACGGACCGGGUUCUGGGCAGGACUGGGGGCCAGUGGAGCUCACUGCAGUGGUGGCAGGGCCGGUCUUUGUGUUGUGUGUGCUGGUUCUGCUGGGUCUCUUCCUGUUCCAGCACCAUCAGCGGGCCUACGGUCACCGGCAGAGGCUGGAGGUGGAGGAUCCCAGCUCUGAACACAUGUUCCUGGCUAAGGACAAGACCUUACAGGACCUUAUCUACGACCUCUCCACCUCAGGAUCAGGCUCGGGUCUACCGCUGUUUGUCCAGAGGACGGUGGCUCGUACCAUAGUGCUGCAGGAGAUCAUUGGUAAAGGCCGCUUUGGCGAGGUGUGGAGGGGGAAGUGGAGAGGAGGAGACGUUGCCGUGAAGAUCUUCUCCUCUCGUGAGGAACGCUCCUGGUUUCGUGAAGCUGAAAUCUACCAGACCAUCAUGCUCCGCCACGAGAACAUCCUGGGCUUCAUUGCUGCUGACAACAAGGAUAAUGGCACAUGGACUCAGUUGUGGCUGGUGUCAGACUAUCAUGAGAAUGGAUCCCUGUUUGACUAUCUGAACCGAUAUUCAGUCACUAUCGAGGGAAUGAUCAAACUGGCGCUGUCGGCUGCCAGCGGCCUAGCGCAUCUGCACAUGGAGAUACUGGGCACUCAGGGUAAGCCUGGCAUCGCUCACCGUGACCUGAAGUCCAAGAACAUCCUGGUGAAGAAAAACUGCACGUGUGCAAUCGCUGAUCUCGGCCUGGCGGUUCGUCACGAGUCCGUCACUGACACCAUCGAUAUCGCCCCCAACCAGCGUGUCGGCACUAAGAGGUACAUGGCGCCUGAGGUUCUGGAAGAGACUAUUAACAUGCGUCACUUUGAUUCAUUUAAAUGCGCUGACAUCUAUGCUCUAGGACUCGUGUACUGGGAAAUCGCUCGCCGCUGCAAUGCUGGAGGUAUUCAUGAAGAGUACCAGCUGCCCUACUAUGACCUGGUGCCCUCUGACCCAUCCAUAGAGGAAAUGAGGAAAGUGGUGUGUGAUCAAAGGUUACGACCCAACAUCCCCAACUGGUGGCAGAGCUAUGAGGCGUUGCGUGUGAUGGGGAAGAUCAUGCGGGAGUGCUGGUACGCUAACGGCGCCGCACGACUGACGGCUCUCCGCAUUAAGAAAACCCUGUCUCAGCUCAGCGUGGACGAAGACAUCAAAAUUUGAGUGAAACACUACCUUCAGCCAGAAACACUCCUAGGAAAGAGAACGUGUACAGACAUGCGACCACUUUAAACUAUCCUGCCAGUUUAAAAGUAUUUCCGUCCACCAAGUCGGGACGGGGCCUACCUCACCCCACCGCCAAAACUACUGAACCUACGGUACCCAACAGCCCUCUGUGCUCUCCUCCUCUUCUCUACUACAUCUACUACUACUGCUACCGCCCAGCUCGCAAAUCAAAACGGACACGUGACUUUAUCGAUUCUCUUCAAAUCAGUUUUGCCCCAAAGAUCAUUUUUUUCCAACCAGGGCCACUCAUAUUCAAUAUUGCAUUCAACUAGAUCAGUCUAGCAGACUACCUCGGUUAACUAACUAGAGGCGAUAACGGGCGGGUUAAGCUGGUGAAUUGGUGCGAGAUGGCACUGCUAGAUCAGCCGAUUCCUUUUAUUCGCCGGUGUUUCAUAACCACGUCAAAGCUGUUAGCAAAACAACCUUAUUUGCACUUUAUUCUGGAGGUUUUGUGAGCAUGAAGUGGAUUAUAGCCAUCUUGGUUUUGGAAUCGCACACUGGCACACGCGUCUAUUCUUACUACUGAAUGGUACGGAGAUAUCUAUUUAUUUUAGCUCGUAGAUCCUUCAUAUUGUCCUUAUUUUUUUAUCGCCGUUAGAGUUCCUCCUCUCCUCCAUGGGCAAACAAAGCUACUGUACAUAGUAUAUUUUUUAAAAGUAUGGAAAUGUAAAUAGCUUUCCCUUUUUUUAAUUUCCAAGUCCUUUGACUAAGCUAAAGGUUUGAUCGUCCAGGAACAGCAGAGAUGUGAAGCUGUACGGGUCAGUGGCGGCUAAAGUACAGGCUUUUGUUUUUCAUAGCUAAACUUGUUUGUUGCUUUUCACUGUAGCAUUAAAUGACACUAAAAUGAUGCACAUUUUAUUAGCUGAGGAGUGUUGGGACUGUUUUGUAUGGACUCUAAGCUCGUUUUUAAGGAAUAAUUCAUGCAGACAUAAGAAUGCUCAUCAUUUAUCAUCCUUGUGUCGCUCCAAACCCGUAUGACGGAGUUUUUAUUGUAAAACUCAAAAGGAGAUAUUGAGCAGAAUGCACAAGCUGCACUCCAAAAAUGACUAAAAUCACAAUAAAUGAUCAGUAUGACUUUAUGCUGUCAUCUGAAUUCAUAUGAACUACAUCUGUGAUACUUUAUUGAUGCAAUUUAGUUAUAAGGCAAAGGGUCGCAUGAACCUUUGCAGGUUUGGAGCAGCAUGAGGGCGAAUAAUGACAGGAUUAUUGCAUUAACUCCAGCAGCUCCUGCUGCAAGUGACAUUACAACGUGAUUUUAGGAAAUCGAUCUGAUUAUUAUUCAUGCACUGGGUCUGUAAUGGGAAGAACGACUUGAAAAUGUAACUUGACUUGAAGCGCACCGCUUUACUCCUACUACACUGUAUUUAUGACUCCUGACAGACGUUACGUCUCUCUCUCUCCUACUCCAUGGAUAAAUACUACUGCCCUUCUGUCCCUCUCUGCUUAAUAUGCAAGAUGUAAAUAUAGUUUCUAUAAUGUAUGACCUUUUUUAUUAAUCCGAUUUGAUUCAGUAGACAAUAGUGUGAUCGUAGCUCGCUGUAUUUAUCUGUUUUGUGGUUUGUUUUUUAAUGUGACUCUGUUUUAAUUCAGGUUUAUUUGUAUAGCGCUUUUAACAGUAGGUUUUGAAGCAGCUGUACAGGGUUUUUGGUCUGUGGUCUUUCAUUUUGUUUAAUUUUAUCUCCCAGAUUCGCUCACAUGUUUCAGGACUGAUGUCUAGAGUUUGUGUUUUGACAAUCUAAAUAAGUGCUGUUGUUCGUCCAUUUGCAACAAUUCAGUCACCUUAAUCUAUUAAAAUGUCUUCGGAGAAAGCCAAAAAUGCUUGCUAUAGUUGGAAGAACAUGUUAAUGCUUUCUUUAUAUUAUGUUAUUUCUGUUAUUUAGAUGCAAAAUGACAAGCUACCAUGUGAAAUGUGUUUGUAACACUGGAUUGAGUCACGACACUACUGAGAACUAUAUAAGAGAUGACACUGGCACAUCGGCUGCUGACUGAGAAAUUUUUCUAAGAGUAAUAAGAGUAAGGGUUUGAUCUGUAUUUGUUUCUACUGUUGAGUUCAGCUUGUACAUAUAUUUAUAGUUUCCAGAAAGCGUGACGCUGCUGGCAGAUUUGGACUUCAUAUAAACGUCUGCUCUCUUUCAUCCACUGGCUGUAGUGGAGACGCUCGUCGCCUGGCUAAUUAUAACGGCUAAACGAUGGCGACGGUGUGAUUAACUGUGCAAACGGUCUUAGUCCCGGUUUAGCAUAAGGAAGUUUCCCAGAUCCUCUGACCUCUCAGCCAACCUGUAUAAUCGGAGUGUAUUUCCCAAAUCUACAAGGAGAGACUUUUCAGGAAUUUCAGUUUCCAAUCAUUUACAUGGGUAAUUAUUAAAUGGUAAUAAAUACAGAUUUUCCUACA
Labeo rohita (rohu) is the source of this 4019-nucleotide messenger RNA. RefSeq names its product activin A receptor type 1Bb (gene acvr1bb). The record is from RefSeq and is a predicted model, not a curated record. NCBI's taxonomy places the organism in Eukaryota, Metazoa, Chordata, Actinopteri, Cypriniformes, Cyprinidae. Gene Ontology annotation, molecular function: activin binding; ATP binding; activin receptor activity, type I. Bases 68 to 1564 code for a protein of 498 amino acids. Gene Ontology annotation, biological process: nervous system development; protein phosphorylation; activin receptor signaling pathway. The transcript is spliced from 9 exons. Gene Ontology annotation, cellular component: activin receptor complex; plasma membrane.